This is a messenger RNA of Sparassis crispa, 2136 nucleotides long. RefSeq lists its product as hypothetical. The transcript is spliced from 10 exons. The coding region runs from base 1 to 2136 and encodes 711 amino acids. The record is from RefSeq and is a predicted model, not a curated record. Gene Ontology annotation, molecular function: RNA binding. NCBI's taxonomy places the organism in Eukaryota, Fungi, Basidiomycota, Agaricomycetes, Polyporales, Sparassidaceae.
AUGACCAGACACUCUUUGAUACCCGCUUCUGCGCCCACCUCCCCAGCAGUCACCCGCUCCAAGUCAGACCGACACCCCGUCACUCCGCAGCGCGUUGUUCACCCUCAGCUACGCCAGUUCAACUCGCCGUAUACGCCCGCCCCGUCGCUGUCGACGGUCUCGACGCCUUAUACCCCGCUCAGUCUCCGAUCUUUCUCAUCUUCGAAUGCCUCGUCUCUUGCUACCCCUGCGUCAGCGAUCAGUCGCAGGCGCAUGAGCCUCUCUCUGUCCCCUGAGAUCAACCUCAACCACAAGAGCCUUGCAGAUAUUGCAGAAAAUUGGAGAACGCGCGCAAACGAAAAUGGUAUAAAAGUUACUUCUAGUGAUGAUUCUCAAUACGAAGCUGACUCCUCUAGUCUAUCGGACGUGAACAACUCGUUAAUCGAUAAAUCUCUUCUCCCCGCUCCUUUCUUCUCCACGCAGCGCCGCGAACGCGCUUAUUCUCAGGCACAGGCCCCUCUUUCCCAAAUUCCGGACCCCACCCAGUUUUGCACUCCCAACCGUGUCUUGCGUCCCCCUGGCAUACUCAACACUCCUCCCUCUCAACCAAGUUUUAGACUCCGUGGUAGCUUGACAGACCCGGCUCAUACACGUCGCCGACCUCCUUUUGACCAGACUUCGGAACUGUUUAACAUCGACGAAGACGAAUACGCGCCCUACCCUCCCACUUUUUCUUCUUCAGUUUCUACUCAAGCAAUCCCUCUUGCGCUCACCGAUCCGUUCGGUCUUCAUGCCAGCAUUCCUGCGAACGUCGAGCCUAUACAGUUUUAUGAAACCAGGAAACCUCCUCAGGAAUCAGCCACUGAUGUCGUCUCUGCAUGCUCCGUAUGUGGGCUCUCCGGAAAGUCUCUCGCGAUCUUGGAACCAUGCGCGCAUCCGUUGUGCUCUGCGUGUCUCACAAGCGCACUCAACAUCGUCGGCGAGAAAGACAUGGAGUGUGCGGUGUGUAAGGCGAAGGUGGAUGACUUCAAGUUGUGUAGGUCCACCAGUGGCAAGUCUACUGUGGCGAAGACCCUGGAGAGCGAUGCAUAUAUCGACCACGACGACUUCGCACGUGGUAUGGACGCUUUCGCUGGCGCGUCAGAGGUAGACAUGGUGGUCGAUACUCCCGCUUUUUGCGGCUUUGACGAUUUCAUGGACCGCGCUCAAGGUGCUUCGACGCCUGUCGCAGGCCGUCGCGAGAUCAAGUCGGAGGAGCCCGUGGUGUUACGUAUUGACAAUGUUCCAUGGGACAUCACGCCUCCCGCCAUCGCAGCUUGGCUCAAUCAGCCCGUCGUGCGCGUCCACGUCCUUCUUGAUCGGAAGGGCAAGACGAUGAGCCACGCAUAUGCUGAGAUGGCUAAUGCAGAGGUGGCACAGGCAGCCCUUAGAACAGCACAGAACUCUGUGCUCGGCAAGGGCAAGCGCGCCCGCGGAGUGACGGUCACGCGCAGCAGCCAGGAAGAACUCAUGCAAGCACUCUUCCCUGCUUGGCAAGGUAACUUUGAUGGCUCGCGCCCUUCGCUCUCUGGGUUGGACAACGAACGUGUCAUCUCCACUCUGCAGCGCGGAUUGUUCUCGGAGGGGGAGCUUAAUGCUCUCUUGCAUCUCAUUCGUUCCCCGGAUAGCCAUUUCCUGAAGGUGCCCUCCCUUCCCUUCCACUCCCUCACUAGCAUUCUUUCCAAAUUUCCUUCGGACGACGACAGUCGAGUUUUCUGGUCCAGCACGCUUAGAGAUACGUUGUAUGAAAUAACUUAUGCCGCUGUCCAAGUUCUGUUAGUUCGGAUUGAAGAAAACCCGCUGUCUGACUGGACAACACUCAUGGGAGAACUCGUCCGCGCUGCUAUGGAUUGUCAAGCUUUUACGUCUGAUCAGAUGAGCAAGCUUUCCGACAUUCUCGAAGCGUCGCUUCCCCAGUCCAUGUCCUCUCCGCCGGGCAUGCACACGGCCCUGCACACCCCCUCCUCUCCCCAGAGCGUCGCGCCCCAGUCCCAUGAAGGGUACAACAGCCCUGAUUUGAACACUGAUCGAAGGACAUACAACGAUCUUGCCAAGGAGUUCGGUGUUGAGGCCGACCUCAUUCAUGCGUUGGCGCAGCGGCUCUCCGGAUUGUGUUAG